Molecule: messenger RNA, 2532 nt
Organism: Corythoichthys intestinalis (scribbled pipefish)
Lineage: Eukaryota; Metazoa; Chordata; Actinopteri; Syngnathiformes; Syngnathidae
Product: arginine and glutamate-rich protein 1-B
Exons: 4
Coding region: 252-1052 (266 amino acids)
Cellular component (GO): nucleoplasm; mitochondrion
Molecular function (GO): cadherin binding
Source: RefSeq, a predicted model, not a curated record
CUGCUGUGCAUGAUGGGAAAACCGCGUCCGUAAAAUCGCCAUAUUUGCUUCAUGCAAGCUAGCAAGCUGUAAACAACAUCUUUUGAAUGAUAACUUCGGCUUUAUCGGCUGGUAGAGUGGACAAGCGUGUUUAUAUUAUAUACCAAUAACUUGAGAAAGGAAGUGUGGAACUACACUCCAGGUACAACCCUUUGCAAUCGCGUUAGAUAUACGUCCUACUAGCUUAGCGCUCAACGAGUGGAGUAGUCAACAUGGGCCGCUCUCGAAGCCGAAGCUCAUCUAGGUCAAAACACUCCAAAAGCAGCAAGCACAGUAAGAAAAGGAGUCGGUCGCGAUCCAGAGACAGGGAGAGGUCCAAGAAGCGUUCCAAGUCGAGAGAAGCUAAAAGGAACAGGCGCAGAGAAUCUCGUUCCCGGUCCCGGUCUGCCACAACCUCGUCUCGCAGGGACAGAGCGGCAUCCCCGCCGGAGCGCAUCGACAUAUUUGGAAGGACAUUGAGCAAGAGAAAUGCCCUAGACGAGAAACAGAGGAAGGAGGAGGAAGAACGGAAAGCUGAAAUGGAACGGCAAAGAAAAAUUCGUCAACAGGAGAUUGAAGAAAAGCUUAUUGAAGAGGAGACAGCACGGCGAGUGGAGGAGCUGGUGGCCAAACGGGUGGAGGAGGAGCUGGAGAAGCGUAAGGACGAGAUUGAGCGAGAGGUGUUGCGUCGCGUUGAGGAGGCAAAGCGCAUCAUGGAGCGGCAGCUGCUGGAGGAGCUGGAAAGACAGCGACAUGCUGAGUUGGCGGCACAAAAGGCCAGAGAGGAGGAAGAAAAAUCGAAGCGGGAGGAGCUUGAAAAAAUCUUGGAGGAGAAUAACCGUAAGAUUGCAGAGGCCCAAGCAAAGCUGGCUGAAGAUCAGUUGCGCAUUGUGGAAGAGCAAAGAAAAAUUCAUGAGGAGCGCAUGAAACUGGAGCAGGACCGACAAAAGCAGCAGAAGGAGGAGCAGAAAAUGAUCCUUGGCAAGGGCAAGUCUAGACCGAAGCUGUCCUUUUCCCUCAAGGCCACUGAAUGAAGGAGCUGCCCUUCAUCCCCACCUAGCUUUGCUCCUCAUCAACUCCAGUCCUCUUAUGCUGGCUGCUCGCUUCAUUUUGGAAGUGCUGAAUGAAGGAAGAGAAAAAGUGACUCAGCAUAGUGUUUAAACUUCAAAUUCAUGUAAAGGUCCAAAUCUUCCCUUACUAGCACCGAAGAGCAGAAAGACCUUAGAUGGACAAUGACUGCUGCAUUUUUUUUCUGUCCUGCUAUACGCCCACACAAACACAAAAUAAUCAAUUCAUGCAUACUUUCAUUUUCAUUUCUUUUUUUAGGGAAUGUGAACAUUUUGAUGUAGAGAAUGCUGCAACAUGACAUUUCCCCUAUAAAUAAGUCUUAACUCCUCACAUCUACAAAAGCAAAACAUGGGGCACAAUACGAGUCACGAAUGUGGGGGAUCGUUGUGACUUGUAGUUCAGAUUACUGUAAAUUUUUAUGUGAAGCUUGGGAGUCUCCAAUUUUAAAAAUGUGUCUACGUAGGCAACAAAUUCGAGCAAAGCCUUGAAAAAUCAGUUUCCUGCAAUCCCUAUUCGUGCGUACGUUUAGCUUAUUUGUCUGGGUCAUGUUCACACUGGUUUUCUAUUGUACAUGACUACAACCGGGUUAAGAGAAAGUGAAGCACAUUGGGAUGAAUUUAGUCCAGAUAAGUGAAAUCUUCCUUCCCAAGCUGUCCAUGGCAGACGCCUAAACCCCAAUUUUGUUUUUUUUUCUUAUGUGAUAAGGAUUGUGGUGUCAUUUUGUGAAUCCUUGCUGUGACGUGCUUCCCCCCCGCUCAAUUUUUUCACAUUCUUUUAAAAUGAUCCACAAUGCUCAAACAGGUCACAGAAAUAACAAGGUAUUUUUCAGGCGAGGACCCAGUGACUUAAGAAUUGCCAAACUGUGUCCAUUAUGUUCUUUAGCUGUCAAAUUGUGAAUUAACUUGGCAAGUUGCAUCCCUUGGUAGGUCUGGAAUGGUAAAGGAAGGCCAAAAUCAGGUAAGAUGUGUAUUGAGGUCAGUGAGUCGUGUGUGUGCGUGCGUGCGUGCGUGCCUGCCUGCGUGUGUGUGUGUGUCCGUGCGCUUGUCUGUUAGUGUGACUAGCUGACCUCGGGUGGGUAUACCGAUUUGUGUGGGUUUCGUGUAGGUUUUUGUUAUCACUUGUCACAAGAAUAACCAAUAAAUCUGUUAAUUGAGACGUCAUUGUUAUUUACUGAGUGCAUCGUACAUGAGUCAAUGUGUGAUGUCUCAAUAGAAUUCCAGACGUUUAUCUAAAAUGUGGACACGAAUGUCACUUGCACAGCCACGAGACUAAUAACCACGGCAGUUUACAGAAACUCAAAAUGGCUUAAAGCUUGGGUUUUUCCCUAACAUCUUGAUUGCUGAACAAAAAAAAAUCCAUACUCGUUUCAAGCAGGGGUGAAAGUGGCUAGAAUUUCUUGCCGGAACUCCCCGACGUGAAGGUCGCCACCAAGCCAGAUUUUUUUUU